AUGUGUGCCAACAGCAGGUCAAAACCGCCAGCGCUGGACCUUGGCAAGCGAUCCAAGGCAGAGCUCGAGAAAAUCGCGUACCACAUCGUGUCGCCCGGUUUGCCGCCACUCAGCGACAGAAACAUGAGCCGGGUGCGCCAAAGCAAAUCCAUCGAGGCAGAGCAGAAGCGUCUGAUCAACGAGCGUGCCGGCAGCACGAGCCCCGCAGAAGGCAGGCGUUCGCCCGGUCUAGGUGUCCGCAAGGAUCUGCCGCGCUUGCAAAGAGCCAAGCCGCCUCCUCCGUUGGAUAUUCGCCAUGGCCGCUUGCGACACGGCCUGGCCAUGAGAUCGGCUCCUCUGCGAGGGCAUCGUGUGCUGACGCGGCCAUAUCCUCCGCCACAGCCUCUCUACGCUCCUCUCCCUGGGUAUUACCCCGACUAUCCACCCGCCUACCCACUGGCAUAUCCGACUGCCGUGUAUCCAUCGCCUCCCCUGGUGCGAUAUCAUCAGGUGACCAUGGACAACGGGGACUACGUUGUGGUGAAGACGCCGAGCUCUGACAACAAUCUAACGCCAGAAGAGAUGUGCGAGGACAACAGCGCAGAGUCGUCGCUCGACGACGACGUCGAGAGCCGCGCGAUUGAGGACGGAGCCGUGCCCACGGAGACGCUAUCCGACCCUCCGGCAGAAGAACACGUUGCACUGGUUUCGGGCGACCUGCGACUGGGCUCGGAGGUCUACACGUACGAGGUGCCCGUGCACGAAAAAACAAGCGAUUUCCGCAAGCAUUUCCUGCGCCUGGCAGGAGCCAUUUUCGACGACUAUAUAGCCAGGGCAGGAAAUUGA
Messenger RNA from Ogataea haglerorum, 825 nucleotides. RefSeq lists its product as uncharacterized. NCBI's taxonomy places the organism in Eukaryota, Fungi, Ascomycota, Pichiomycetes, Pichiales, Pichiaceae. Bases 1 to 825 code for a protein of 274 amino acids. The record is from RefSeq and is a predicted model, not a curated record. The transcript has a single exon.